AUAAAACCAAGAGGCAGCUAUUUUCUUAAAAUGGCAGAGAUGGAUUUAAAAACAGCCACAUCAACGAUGGAAGCAUUGGUUCGUAUAAGUGUGAGUAUAAUAUGACUGUGUAUGUGUUGUCACUGGUUGUAUAAUCACAUUACGAUACAUAUUUUAAAGAAAUUCUUAUUCGAAUACAGCCUGCAUUUUGAAAUGGAGAACCGCUUGGAUGGCACGUCUCCAUGUUUCACCUGCCGCAUCCAUUUAUGUCAAAUUGGCCUUCCAUAUAUUUUUCUGCACCCAGGAGAAAGGCUGUUGAAAUAAAAUGUAAUUCAUUUUCUAAAAUAGCCAUAACAUAUUGUCCAUCCUCAAUCGUGGUACACAAUCGUUCGUUAUGUUGUCUUGAUGCUGAAACUCACGUUAACGGAGGUCCUAAAAUGCCUCAGUGCACCAGACUAAAUUGCUCCUCAGAAAUGGAGGAAAGCAUGCUCUUUUUCUAAUUAUAUACUAGCGUGCUCCAUUAUUAAAUGUCAAAACAGCGUGAGUGCAGAGUGAAAAGACACGUUUCUAUUUUUGGGGGCUCGCGGGAUGGUCGUUUCCAUGGAGACGGGAUGCAGGACCUUCGGAUGCUGAGGCAAUUAAGGGGAGGAAAAAAAAGGCUCUGAGCGUGCUGUAGCAGAUGGUUACAAAUAGAGCACCGGGGCCGACUAUAUGUUGCAGCACCCUAUGUUACAGCACAUACCACAUUAAAACAGCUCAGAAAACAAGCAUGAUUUCUGGUGUUGUCGAAUCAGCCACUACGGUCGUUUCGUGCAAAACCCAUCUAACCGGCGCGGAGGGCUCAUCGCUCGCGAUAAAAUCAUGCCUCAAACCCCUCCCCUUCUUUCCAAGAGACGCGCAGCGCUCCGUUGAUGCUGGAGUUACACACGUAGUCUGCUGCCAUGGCGCCUAGAUUCCAGGUGAAGUCCAACAUGAAGAGCCUGGAGAAUGAGCUGCAUUGCACCGUGUGUAAGGACAUAGUCAAACAGCCCGUGGUCCUGCCAUGCCAGCACAGUGUCUGCCUCAUGUGUGCCUCGGAGGUCUUGGUGGCAAACGGCUACCCGCCUCCGGAUCUGCCCCCGGAGCCAAACUCCCCAGCCUCCACACCCAACACCCGCUCCCCCCGUCAGGCCCGAAGGCCUACACCUAAAGCUGAGCAGCGACCUAUUGACCGCGUGCUGCGGGCAGGUCCCCACCCGUCUUCGCCAUCCAUGCCCCGGUCUCCGGGAUACGGCACGUAUCCGGGGCGUCGCCGUAAGGAGGGCCCACCCCUGGUGAUGAUGUUCCCCUGUAUCCCGUGCGGCCGAGAUGUUGAGCUGGGAGAGAAGGGCCUUACUGACUGUCUGCGCAACCUCACCUUAGAGCGUAUAGUGGAGAGGUACAGACACACAGUGAGUCUGGGCAGUGUGGCUGUGAUGUGCCAGUUCUGUAAACCUCCUCAAGCUCUGGAGGCCACCAAGGGCUGCGCUGACUGCAGGGCCAAUUUCUGUAACGAGUGUUUCAAGCUGUAUCACCCGUGGGGGACGCCACGAGCACAACACGAACAUAUCCAGCCGACGCUCAACUUCAGACCAAAGGUUCUGACCUGUCCGGAGCAUGACCAGGAGAAGCUGCAGUUCUACUGCAGGUCCUGUCAGCGGCUGCUCUGCCCUCUCUGCAAACUGCGCCGCGUCCACACAGGACACAAGAUCCUGCCAGUGGCCCACGCAUACCAAGCCCUGAAGGAGAAGAUUACGAAGGAGAUGAACUACAUUCUGUCCAACCAGGACACAGUUCUGUCCCAGAUUACCCAGCUGGAGAGCUCCAUCACUCAGACUGAGGUGAACAGUGUGUCAGCCAGAGAGCAGCUGGCUCAGAGCAUCAGGGAUCUGACGGCUGCUCUGGCCGAGCGCCACGCUUCGCUCACACAGGCUCUGGAGGUGGCGCGCAAGAAACGAGGCGAGGCGCUGUCCGCUCAAGUGGCGGAAAGGCGGGGCUUGAUGGAACACACGGGGCUCAUGGCGUUUACCCAGGAGCUGCUGAAAGAGACAGACCAGCCCUGCUUUGUGCAGGCCGCUCGCCAGACCCAUAACAGGUUCAGCAAAGCAAUUGAGAAUCUCGAGCAUUUCACUCUGGCUGCUGACCCAUCCUUCAGACAUUUCCAGCUGGACGUCUCCAAAGAACUCAAACUCCUGACAGAGUUGAACUUCAUCCAGGCUCCACUGGCUCCAGUGAUUGAUACCCAGCACACCCUGGCCUAUGACCAGCUCUUUCUGUGCUGGCGACUGCCCCAAGACUCUGUGUCUGCCUGGCACUUCUCCGUCGAGUAUCGCCGCCGGGGUGUGGUACCGGGAGGAGCGUCUAGAGGCGGCGUCAGAGGAGGAUUGUCUGCCGCCCGCUGGGGCUGGCAGCGAUUGGAUGAAGUGAGCGGGACCAGCGCGGUGAUCGACAGGUUGGAAAUGGACAGCGUGUACGUGCUGCGGGUGAGAGGCUGCAACAAGGCCGGCUACGGGGAGUACAGCGAGGAGGUGUACCUGCACACCCCUCCUGCACCAGUGCUCAACUUCUACCUGGACUCUCGCUGGGGUCUUCAUGCCGACCGGCUGGUGGUCAGUAAAGAGCAGCGCUGUGCUCGCAGCGUCCCCGGUCUGUCCCUGCUGCAGGCCGCUGACCACGCCCUCACUUCCUGUCACCUGACCUCAGACCUCCUAGUGGGGGAUGUGGCUAUUACACAGGGAAGGCACUACUGGGCAUGCUCAGUGGAGCCUGGGUCUUACCUCGUGAAGGUGGGAGUUGGUCUGGAAUCUAAACUGCAGGAGUGGUUUCACCUUCCACAAGACAUGGCCAGUCCCCGCUACGACCCGGACAGUGGUCAUGACAGCGGAGCAGAGGAUGCUCUGGACUCCGCCCCGCCAUUCUGCUUCCUCACGAUGGGGAUGGGUAAGAUCUACCUGCCCCAGCACAACUACCACCACCACAGUAGCCAUGGGAACGGUAUCCGAGACCCCAUCACCAACGGCAACAGCCCCUCCUCGUCCGCGGGCGUCACCUACCCGCUGCCCCCUCGGCUCGGCGUGUGCCUCGACUUUGAGAAGGGUCGCGUCACCUUCUACGACGCCCACUCCCUUCGGCCUCUGUGGGAAGGCCACGUGGAUUGCUCCGGCCCCGUGUGCCCGGCUUUCUGCUUCAUUGGCGGGGGGGCUCUGCAGCUGCAGGAGCUGGUAGCCAAUCGCAAUGCGGACCAGACUCCGGUCAGAAGGGUAACCAUCCAACCCCGGGUCUCUAGUUCACAGAACAACUGACGGCUGAUCUGAAGUCAUAUGGUUAUUUGGAAUGUAAUUGGUAAUUGUGAAGUAUUUACUCAGCUAGAGCGAAAAGCUAGAAAUCUCAGCGAUUUUGUUUUGUAUUUAAUUUUCUUUGUACCAGAAGAUGUUUCUAUAGCAACAAAUAUGCAAUGUAAUUAAGUUUCCAACAUUUUUGUUAUAUAAAGUUUUGCAAGAGUUAUUGCUUAAGUAUUACUUAUUAUUAUGUUAUAUCUUUGAUGCUUGCACUUGUAGCCAGGCUAUAUUGCAUACAUUUAUAAAGCUAAUGUAGAUACAGCGCCACACAAUGUCGUCCUCCCUGUAGAAGCUUUUACUCUGUUAUUUCAUGCCCUUAAUGUUUAAAGCUUAAGAACUCUUAUGUUUUAGAGAUAUAUAUGUGUAUGUAAAAAGAAUAAAAGGCCUUGACUAUUGAAUCUAUAACUAAACUUGUGUUUAACGACACAGAUUUCACUCGUUAUGAUCCCCAACCAAAGUUAUUAUUUUUCUGGGAUGUAAAUGUGGUAAAUUAGAGAUAGAGAGGAACAAUACUGUAAUUAGAAGCUCCAAUUAUACCUCUGCUGCACAGCUAAUCACUCCCGCGAUUCUGUGCAUUGCUGUUUUGUGUUUCAAAGACAUGAGUCUGAUGUGUGUGUGUGUGUGUGUGUGUUUGCUUGCCUAUGCGCAUGGGUGCGUGUGGUUUGACUGAUAACAGCAUUGAUUGACGGUGAAAAGUUGUUUUCUUGCAAACAAUACUUUUUUUUGGUGUUUUUUUCAACCUCGCUUGAUUGUAAGUUAAUGAGCAGUGCUUCUUAUGAAACGACUAGUAGAUUAAAUCCAUGUGAACGUCACCUGCUGGCAGAAUAUUUGCAAAAGAAAAAUUAACUAAGUACAUACACACUAAAUAAACGCAAAUUUGAAUUACUAAAA
Molecule: messenger RNA, 4226 nt
Organism: Anarrhichthys ocellatus (wolf-eel)
Lineage: Eukaryota; Metazoa; Chordata; Actinopteri; Perciformes; Anarhichadidae
Gene: trim46b
Product: tripartite motif containing 46b
Exons: 13
Coding region: 921-3299 (792 amino acids)
Biological process (GO): microtubule bundle formation; axonogenesis; neuron migration
Cellular component (GO): main axon
Molecular function (GO): protein binding; zinc ion binding
Source: RefSeq, a predicted model, not a curated record